Brettanomyces nanus is the source of this 1464-nucleotide messenger RNA. RefSeq lists its product as uncharacterized. Bases 1 to 1464 code for a protein of 487 amino acids. The transcript is spliced from 2 exons. The record is from RefSeq and is a predicted model, not a curated record. Gene Ontology annotation, biological process: regulation of transcription by RNA polymerase II. NCBI's taxonomy places the organism in Eukaryota, Fungi, Ascomycota, Pichiomycetes, Pichiales, Pichiaceae. Gene Ontology annotation, molecular function: DNA-binding transcription factor activity, RNA polymerase II-specific; RNA polymerase II cis-regulatory region sequence-specific DNA binding. Gene Ontology annotation, cellular component: nucleus.
AUGGCAAGUCAGAAGAAUUUGAGGGAUUUGAGUGACCUGGCUGGCCCAGGGAGCUUCGUGAUUUCAUGCUUCGACCACGGCUACUCGAAAACUGCCCUAUCUUCUCAUGUUUCGUCUGAGAGAUCACUAUUUCCUCCUUAUGGAAUCUUGAAAACUCUCAAGACAAGUGAUUUGAAGCAGUGCGCAACUGGUUUAAACUCAAGUGUCGUUUCGUUUACUAAUAACAAGGGCGAGGUUGAGUUUAAGGUUAUUGACAAGACCAUUGAAUCCAAAAACAAAAGUAAUCCACAACAGCCGUCCCCUGUUUCCGAUAUUUCCUCACCAAAUGGAAGGGGAAGGGGAAGGAUCUGUAUUAACACCAAAAGCAGCCGAGAAAUUGACGAAUUCGUGGCGCUUUCACCGAUAUCCUCUGUGAAAUCAUCAAACUCUUCUACUUGCUUGUCCGAAUCGCCCUCACAUUCAGAAUCGUCACCAUUAUUGGAGUCUCAGUGUGGGAAACUACACAAAUGCCCCUACUGUAAAUCAACUUUCAGAAUAAGAGGGUAUCUUACAAGACAUAUGAAGAAACACUCAAAGCGGAAGGCAUAUAUGUGUCCGUUCUACAGUCAAAAUUCUGCCCAGAAAUGUCAUGCUACCGGAGGAUUUAGUAGAAGAGACACCUACAAAACACAUCUCAAGGCUCGUCAUUUCCGGUACCCCCCAGGAGUGAAGUCAGGUGACAGAACGGGAAUGAUGGGCUGGUGUUCUAUUUGUGGUGAGAAGUUCGUCAACAAUGAGAUUUGGGUGGAGCGACACAUUGAAAGGGGUAUGUGUCCAGGAUUACCAAGCGACUACAUUAAAAGCUUGAAGAUUGGCAAGAAGAAGACCGGGAAGCAUUCAAAACUCCUCGACGCGGUGCCUGAUGAGAAAUUUUAUCAUAACGGGGGCUAUAAUCACAUGACAUUGUCAUCUCCAUCAUCUUUGAAUUCAAUGAGUCCCGCACAGCAGAGUAUAUCAUUUAGUGCGCCUGCAGCAACCACGACGAGGACUCCGGGAUCUUUGUCAUCGGUUUCGUCUAUAUCUUCAUCUCCUAUACCGUCGUUGGCAUUUGCCUGGGCUCAACAUAAGCAGCAGCAGCAACGACAACAGUUUCAAGGGGUUGAAAGGGUGGGGCUAUUACCCCGCACAUCACUAGCAGAGACUCCUGCGCUCUCAGAUGAUCAGAAGUCGACAUUCCAUGAUGCGAAGUCGAAUGACAGUAGCAGUAGCGGUGAUGAUUAUGAAGAAGAAGACUAUCCUUCUUUGGAUGCAGAAUGCUCUCCUUACACUUACAUCUCUUACCCUCCUUAUUACUACAAGAACGUGAACGAUUCACGGAAUCAUCCUCAACAGCAGUUGGCUAUAGCAUCAGAGGGAAAUCCUGCUGGAUUCUUUGAAAAUUCAACGGUUCCCGGAGAUUACUACGACGAAUAUGGUCAAUUAUAG